AUGCCAUCCUUACGGCGGCUCCCGCGCCGGGGGCUGCCGCCGCUGCUCCUCGUACUGCUCCCGAUCCUGCUCGCCCCCUCCUCCUCUCGCGCCGGCGUCCUCGCCGCUCCGGCCACCGCGAGGAGGCAGCUGCACCAGCCCUUCCUGCCGGACCCGUCCUCCGCCGCGCCGCCGUCGCAGGCGCCGCCGGGCCCGGCGCCGCCCUUCUUCCCCACGCUGCAGGCGCCGCCGCCGCCGCCGGGCACGCCCACCGCGCCGGAGCAGCCCACGUACCCCGCGCUCGUGCUCCCCAACCCCGGCACCCCCGCCGGGAGCGCCACGGCCGCGCCCUCCGACGGCGCCGGGGGCAACAAGUCGUCCAGGAGCUCCAAGCUCGUCCCGGCCAUCCUGCUGCCGCUGCUCACCGUCGCCGUGCUCGGCCUCUCCAUCGCCUUCUUCUUCAAGCGCCGCCGCACCAAUGCCGGCCGCGGGGUCGGGGGCGGCUGCGUCGGCGGCGGGGAGAGCAAGUUCCUGCACCCGGAGCGGGCCAGCCUCUUCGCGCGCGACGAGUUCGGCGGGAGCGGCAGGGGCGCGCCGGCCACCACGGCCGCGUCCACGGCCCCGUCCGCCGAGUCCCUCUACGUGGGCACCCUGGCCGGCAGGGAGGACGGGAAGAGCAGCGACACCACCUCGUCCGGAGACGAGGUGUCCCGGAGCUCCGGCGGGUCGCCGGAGCUGCGCCCUCUGCCGCCGCUGGUGGGGCGGCAAUGCGGGCCGGCCGGGUCGAGGAGCCCUGGCAUCGGCGGGUCCUCCCCGUCGUCCGGGGACGAGGAAUUCUACUCGCCGCGAGGAUCGUCCAAGGCGUCGGGCUCGCAGCGGACGCUCGCCGCGGCGGUCCAGGCCGCCGUGGCCGCGCGCGACCGCUCCCGUACCCCCUCGCCGGGAUCGGCUGUCAGCACGCCGUCGUACCCGUCUUCGCCCGGGGCGACCAUGUCCCCUGCACCUUCCUCCCCGCCUCUCCUGUCCAGCCCCGGCCAGUCGUGCCGCCGCUCCGCCAAGGCAAGAUCCGAGAGCGCGCGCGACGUCUUUGGCAUGCCACCGACGCCUCCACCCCCACCUCCUCCGUUCGCGCCGACACUUCCACCGCCGCCGCCUCCCCGCCGGAAACCACCGUCCCCAUCGCCACCGUCCUCUCCACUCGUGAGCACGCCGCCAGCUCUCAGAUCCGCCACCGACACCAUCUCAAAAAACCCAUUCACCCAGCCACCAGCCCCACCGACAAGCACGCGCGGGCAACCUCCUCCGCCACCGCCGCCUCCACCGCCGCCGUUGGGCUACUGGGAGAGCCGCGUUCGCAAGCCCGGCAUGUCGAAAGAGGCCAUGUCGCCGGCGCUGUCUCCGCCGCCCCAAGCCGCCAAUUCCAGGAGCGUUCCACCCACCGACGCGUUCCCCGGGCGGCUGCAGGACAAUGCGGACCAUGGCGACAAGUCCGAGGAGACCACGCCGCGGCCGAAGCUGAAGCCCCUGCACUGGGACAAGGUUCGGGCCAGCUCCGACCGAGCCAUGGUGUGGGAUCAGCUCAAAUCCAGCUCAUUCCAGGUGAAUGAGGAGAUGAUCGAGACGUUGUUCAUCUGCAAUCCGGCGAAUGCGGCGCCGAAGGAGGCGACAAAGAGGCCGGCGUUGCCGACGCCCAAGGCGGAGAACAAGGUGCUGCUGGAUCCAAAGAAGGCACAGAACAUCGCCAUCUUGCUGCGCGCUCUGAAUGUUACCAAGGAGGAGGUCUGCGAAGCCCUCUGCGAAGGUAACACGCAGAACUUCGGCGCAGAUUUACUGGAGACCUUGCUAAAGAUGGCUCCUACCAAGGAAGAGGAGAUCAAGUUGAGAGAAUUCAAAGAAGAGACAUCUCCUAUUAAGCUUGGCCCUUCCGAAAAGUUCCUUAAGGCGGUUCUUGAUGUGCCUUUUGCUUUCAAAAGAGUAGACGCAAUGCUUUAUAUUGCUAACUUUGAAUCAGAGGUCAAGUACUUGAAGAACAACUUUGAGAUCCUUGAGGCUGCUUGUGAGGAGCUUCGAAACAGCAGACUAUUUCUGAAGCUACUGGAGGCCAUUCUCAAGACUGGCAACAGGAUGAAUGUUGGCACAAAUCGGGGCGAUGCUCAUGCGUUCAAGCUUGACACUCUACUCAAACUGGCUGAUGUCAAAGGCACCGAUGGCAAGACAACCCUUCUGCAUUUCGUCGUGCAGGAGAUCAUCCGAACAGAGGGCUCCCGUCUCUCUGCCAGCAACCAAUCAACGCCAAGAACUCUCGCGAACCCUCUCCGAGACGAGCUUGAGUGCAAAAAGCUCGGCCUCCAAGUGGUGGCUGGCCUCGGCAACGAGCUCAGCAGCGUCAAGAAGGCGGCGGCAAUGGACUCCGACGUGCUAAGCAGCUACGUCGCGAAGCUCGCAGGAGGAAUAGAGAAGAUCACCGAGGUUUUGCGGUUGAAUGAAGAGCUGAACACGAGGGACGACGCGUGGAGGUUCCAUGACACGAUGCAGAAGUUCCUGAAGAAGGCCGACGACGAGAUCCUCAGGGUUCAAGCUCAGGAGAGCGUCGCGCUGUCGCUCGUGAAGGAGAUCACCGAGUACUUCCAUGGCGACUCGGCGAAAGAGGAGGCCCAUCCUUUCAGGAUCUUCAUGGUGGUCAGGGAUUUCCUCUCGGUGCUCACUCAGGUGUGCAGGGAGGUCGGCAGGAUCAAUGACCGCACGAUCGCCAGCUCCGUGCGCCAUUUCCCGGUGCCCGUCAACCCGAUGAUGCCGCAGUUGUUCCCGAGGAUCCACGCGUUGAGAGCUGGAAUCUCCGACGACGAGAGCUCGGUCGCGUCGUCGCCCUGA
Messenger RNA from Triticum turgidum subsp. durum (durum wheat), 2850 nucleotides. NCBI's taxonomy places the organism in Eukaryota, Viridiplantae, Streptophyta, Magnoliopsida, Poales, Poaceae. The record is from the annotation of a GenBank genome assembly.